UCACAAACAUUCGUUUGCAGUUGCUGGAGAAAAGGGACAUGUUAGAAGCAGACUGGGCCGAACAGCAGCAGCACGUCUAGACGAGAGAUACGGACACCCUCUCAGAGAUGGGCCACAUCGCCCAGAGGGGACGGAGACGCGUUUAAAGAGUGUAACAACAGCCAGGGUUCGGUGUGGUGUCUUUGCAGGAGUUAUCUGAUGUUUAAAAUGUGGGAGAUGGUGGCGUUACCGAGAGCGAGCUCUCCCUUCCUGUCGUCUAGGACAAGAUGGCAGCAAUGCAGGCGAACUGUGCAUGGUAUGGAUUUAUAAGUCCAUAACAUGUUCACAGUAGCCUUGGAUCUUACUUACAGUGACUCCAUGUGAAGGUAUGGCCUCACAAGUCUUGGUCUACCCACCACACAUUUAUCAUACCCAGACAAGUGCCUUUUGCAGUGUGAAGAAACUUAAAGUUGAGCCCAGCAGCUGUGUGUACCAUGAGAGGGCAUACCCGCAGACUUAUCUGAACAGCAGAACCCUUGGCAUUGUGCACCCAACGAAACAAACCCACUCGUUUGUGAACCAAGACUUUGCAGUGGGUGUAAAAGUACGUGGAGGGCGAGAGUUCCCUGUGCAGACGGUGGUUGUACGUGGCGUUCAAAGACAGCAGCCCAGUAAAAGAGGAAGAGGCAGAGGAGGAGGAGGAGCGGGCCCAGGCCCAGUUGCGGUCGAGCACCGACUGGCCACAGGUGGUUUCCACUUGCAGGUCAAGGAGGAGCCGCGGCCGACAGACGCAGCAAGAGGGGGCAGCAGUGGAGCAUCAGGGGCAGGAGGAGGGGGAAGGGGAGAGGGCUGCAGUGGAGGAGGUCCGGAAGUUGGGGAAGAGGAGAGCGACAGAGAAGAGAACGGUGGAGCUUUGAACUCAGCUGACAGCUCUCUGCGAUGUGGGCUGAAACGUAAAAGUGAGGAACUGGAUAAUCGAGGGAGCACCAUGCAGAUUGUGGAGGAACUGACAAUGUUACCUGCCAUGUUGCAAACUACGAAUGUGGGAAACGCAGCAGUGACUGCGCCCGCUGCUGUGGGGGCUGGAGGGGUUCCCUCAAAACAAGGUGCAGGCCCUGGGGGUGUAGGUGCAGCAGGAGGAGGGGAUGGGGACUAUCAGGUUGUACAGCAUGAAGUCCUGUGUUCCAUAAAGAAUACUUAUGAAGUGUUGGAUUUUUUGGGACGCGGCACAUUUGGCCAGGUUGUAAAAUGCUGGAAAAGGGGCACAGGGGAGGUUGUGGCUGUGAAGAUCCUGAAAAACCAUCCUUCAUAUGCACGACAGGGUCAAAUAGAAGUCGGCAUCCUUGCUCGUCUGAGUGGGGAGAAUGCAGAUGAGCACAACCUGGUGCGAGCCUUUGAAUGCUUCCAGCACCGCAGUCACACCUGCUUGGUUUUCGAGAUGCUCGAGCAGAACUUGUAUGAUUUCCUGAAACAGAAUAAGUUCAGCCCUUUGUCCCUGAAAGUGAUCAGACCUGUGUUGCAGCAGGUGGCUACAGCUCUUAAAAAACUGAAGAGCAUGGGUCUCAUACAUGCAGACCUCAAACCGGAGAACAUAAUGCUGGUGGACCCAGUGAGGCAACCCUACAGGGUGAAGGUGAUAGAUUUUGGAUCUGCCAGCCACGUGUCCAAAGCAGUGUGCUCCACUUACCUCCAGUCUCGGUACUAUAGGGCUCCAGAGAUUAUUUUGGGAUUGCCAUUUUGUGAAGCCAUAGACAUGUGGUCCCUAGGCUGUGUGAUAGCUGAACUCUUUCUUGGCUGGCCUCUUUACCCCGGGGCUCUGGAGUAUGACCAGAUUCGCUAUAUUUCUCAGACGCAAGGCUCGCCAGGAGAACAUUUACUGAACACGGGGACAAAGACGGCACGUUUUUUUUGCAGGGAGGCAGAUUCUCCCUAUGCAUCAUGGAGACUCAAGUCCACAGAGGAGCAUGAGACGGAAACAGGAAUGAAGUCAAAGGAAGCCAGGAAGUACAUCUUCAGCUGCUUGGAUGACAUAGCGCACGUGAACAUGGUAAUGAAUCUGGAAGGUAGUGAUUUGUUGGCCGAGAAGGCAGACCGUAGAGAGUUUGUGGGCCUGCUGAAGAAGAUGCUGUUGAUUGAUGCGGAGGAGAGGAUUGCACCUGCAGAUGCUCUCAGCCACCCCUUUGUGACGAUGCAGCACUUGCUCGACUUCCCACACAGUAACCAUGUGAAGUCAUGUUUCCACAUCAUGGAUGUGUGCUGGACUCGUCCCAAUGCAUAUGAGGCGGCCAACAGAAAUAAAGGCCCUUUUGUCAGACCUGUGACUGCAAACACCGCCUCCUCAGUUAACCAUCCCUUUAGCAAGAUGACUGGCGUCCAUGCUCAAGGCUUGGCCCCAUCUGCCCCCUCAGUGAUGCACCCUGGGAUAGCACUGCAAACAGGAGGUGGUCAGUUUGGAUGCAGUGAUUCAUUUCAACAAGCACUCAUUUUGUGUCCCACCUCCAUUCAAGGAAUCCCUGCAAACACAACUAAACCAUCGGGCUACUCUGUUCGUAUGGACACCUCUGUGCCCCUGGUAACUCAAGCUCCUCCCAUCCAGCCCAUACAGAUCAGACCAGGAGUCAUCACACAAGCCUGGUCCAACCGUGCUCAGCAGAUACUGGUGCCCACUUGGCAGCAGGUGACAUCAGUGCCUCCUCCACAAACCACGUUGGCAUCUGACACUGUGGCAGGCUCACAAAGAUUAGGCGACUGGGGGAAAGUGCGUGCCCAUGGCAACCAUUACAACUCCAUGAUAGCACACCCUCAGCCGUUUUUAACCAACCAAAUGACCAUGUCCACCCACCAGCCCAUCAAUAUAGGCAUUGCACAUGUGGUGUGGCCACAGCCGACUGCCAACAAGAGAUCCAAGCAUUGUGUGAACAGAGGCAGCAACUUCUCCCAAAACUCAAACAUCCAAAAUAUAGCAUGCCAAUCCCCAAAGAUGGCUGACACGGCAAAGAAUGUGGUGGAAGUCGCAGAAGAAAAAGCCAAAUGCCCGGAGGGAGAGCACGCUGUUGGAGAGGAGCGAAGAACAGAACAGGUUGAGGAGGAAGAUGUGGAGAACUGCUGCAAGGUGAAGCCAGACUGCGCGGUGCUGUCAGUUUCCCAGGAGCAGCGGCAGGCCAUGGUGGUUUCCGAGCUCACCAGCCCGACUGUUAGUGUCAUUAGUAUCAGCAGCGACGAGGAGGAGAGCACCCAGAGGCACUCGAUGGAAGAAUGUAAAGGUAGUGCCGAUUGUGAGGCCUGUCAAAGCACUGUCAGCAUGGAAAGGGUCUGCUCACUCAGUAGUCCAGACAGCACACUCAGUACCAGCUCUUCAGCCUCAGCCCAGUCCAGCACCUCACCAUGCAAGAACCCCAACAGUAUGUCGGAUGACGAACAGGAGAGUGGUUGCGACACAGUUGAGAGCUCGCCCGCCUCAGACACCACUGGUCACGGCCACAGUCCCUUCAUAGAGCAACGCUACAUCGCUGACAACAACCAGAACUGUGAGCCUCGUGUCGCAUGCGUAGCUCCAGAGACGGAGCCUGGGAAACCGACAGUUCGUACCGUUGUGGUUCCUCCGCUGAGGGUGCAGAACAACAACAACAACGCUGCUGUCACAGAAACCCCUGGGCACACAGGUCACAUGGCCUGGGAUUACCCAGUCUUAGUAGGCUACAGAGGUUCUCACAGUCAUAGAGUCAUCAUGCCAGUCCAGAGGACGGUGCAGCAUUUUGGUUCCUGCCAUCAGGAAUGGAAUGGCAACUUGUCCCACCGCAGACCACAGGCCUACAUCGCUCCAACCAUGCAUGGACACACGUUCACCCUGUCCCACAGCAGCCCCAACCACACUACGGGGCCCCAUCCACACCUUGGUGGCCACCCGCACUCUCAGCCUACCUUGUUGUCCUACCCCCCGUCUGGCCCCCUGGUCACAGCUGCCCCCAUGGCCCACCUCCUGGCUUCUCCAGGAGCUUCCCGCCCCAUGCUGCAGCCCACCUACAGCAUCUCCCACCCUGCAGGUAUCGUGCAUCAGGUGACGGUGGGUAUCAACCCCCGGCUGCUUUCUUCACCCACUUUACACCCGCAGGGCCAGUUCAAGCCCCUCUUUCCCCCGCACUCCUACAUCGCCUCACCGGCCUAUGCCAGUUUCCCACUCAGUCCCACCAAAAUAAACCAGUACCCUUACAUCUGA
Cynoglossus semilaevis (tongue sole) is the source of this 4195-nucleotide messenger RNA. It is a transcript of the gene hipk3b, whose product is annotated as homeodomain interacting protein kinase 3b. The record is from RefSeq and is a predicted model, not a curated record. The transcript has 17 exons. Gene Ontology annotation, molecular function: protein serine/threonine kinase activity; protein tyrosine kinase activity; ATP binding. Gene Ontology annotation, biological process: peptidyl-threonine phosphorylation; peptidyl-serine phosphorylation. Lineage: Eukaryota; Metazoa; Chordata; Actinopteri; Pleuronectiformes; Cynoglossidae. Gene Ontology annotation, cellular component: cytoplasm; nucleus; PML body. Bases 368 to 4195 code for a protein of 1275 amino acids.